Messenger RNA from Dermacentor andersoni, 1128 nucleotides. NCBI's taxonomy places the organism in Eukaryota, Metazoa, Arthropoda, Arachnida, Ixodida, Ixodidae. The record is from RefSeq and is a predicted model, not a curated record.
GCCUUUUUGAGCGAUGAACAUUUUGGAUCAGUUAGAUACCGUCGCACAGCAAUGAGGCCCACAUACACCUAUCUUCUUCUUGCCUCCGUUUCCUGUGUCCAUGGUUGGGGUAACAAACCGCAAAAGCCUCAACAACCUGCGUUCUGCUUAAAACCACCGUUUAAUGGCAACUGUCAACCCAUAGCGCCACACUGGUACUUUGAUGACAAACGAAAGAUGUGCAGACCGAUGAAUCCUGGAGUUUGCAGUGGAGGCAGCAACAAGUUUGUUUCCUAUAAAAAGUGUAUGGAAGUCUGUCAGCCACGCACUAAGAUCGUCUACCCGCAGUGCCUGAAACCACCGGUUAUGGUCCCCUGUGGUACGGUACGCCAUGCUUGGUACUUUGACUCGAGCACGAAAACCUGCAAAAUGUUCAGUUACAGCAAAUGCACCAGUGUUGGAAACAACUUCUUCACAGAACUGAAGUGUCAGGCGGUGUGUCUACCAAAAAAGAAGCCGGAACCUCUCUGCAGCCAGGAUCCUAUACCUGAUACUUGCUUUCUACGAAGGAAGCACUAUUACUUCAAUUUUCAAAACAACACAUGUAUGGAAUUUCCAAAGAAAGGCUGCGGGAAAGGCCACAACAGCUUCGCCUCCUUGGAAAAGUGCAUGAAUACAUGCACCUAUAACCAAACCACAGUGGCCUGCCGAACUUGCGAACAAAAACUUCAACAUGUGCAUCCGCCCACGGGAAAGCCCGGAGCACCCAACAUUGUGGGGCCAGUCAGUCCACUUGCCCCACCAGGCCAGUCCACCUCACUUAACCAACCUAACCAGCCCGGUCAAACUCGCCCUAUAAGACCAGUGGGCCCAGCUCCUCAACCGGCCACUCCGACCUCACCCAUGAAUCCCAGCCAACCAAGUCAAGUCGGCUCACGCUCACCCGGCCAUGCCAACGUACCCAAUCUUGCCACUACAGCUGGUCAACCCAGCAUGCCCCGCUUUGAAUCACUCGGCCAACCUGCCCUGCCUAACUUUUCAAGUGCAGCUGCCCAACCUCAUCGAGCCGUGGUACCUAGAAAUCCCACUCAGUCUAAUCUGCAGGUAUAUCCCGGCGUUCCACCAGCCCGUUCUGCUAGGCCAAAAUAA